CUGGCAUGGCAGGGCGUUUGCAAUAAAACCAUUCAUUUCUUCACUAUUUUAACAUUUUCCUGUCUGUAAAUCAUCAUGACAUCUGGAGGAGUUUCUCUCAUCAAUAUGUCUUAUUGGGAGAGUGGGAAAAGGAGGAUACGAUUCUUGUAUCUUACAAACAAUAACACCUUUAACGUUACUAAACAAAGCACACAUGAGGAUCAGAUGAUCCCUCUCUUUCUUGGAGCUGAUCUGUUCUCAGACACAGACGUUCGCAGUGAAAACCAACCCAGAUACCAUGCGAAAUAUGCUAAACGAGGAUUGGCAACUAAACUGGUUUUCUCAUCAGACUUCAGAUUCCAAGGGCUACGACUUCCCUUUUCCAACAACAGUCUGUGGUUCUAUAGUGUUCAAGGGGUUUUUCGAGUGGCAUUUGACCUAUAUAGCAAACAAGACCAGCUCUCAAUUAUGGAGUCAUUUCAGGAUCUAUGGAAAUCUCGAAUAAAUGACAACAACUUAAACACGACCUAUCAUCUGGGUGCCCAGGAUGUUCAACCCCAAAAUGAUCAAGAGGCACAAACAAUUUUGGCAAAUAAUAAAACAUGUACAUCAUACCAAGGCCAUCAACACUCUGACGGAGGGGAAAUGAACAUCUUUCCAAUAACCACAAUUCAGUCAGAUAUUUCAUCAUCUACAGAUCAUGACUACUGUUCCUUAACAGAGCAGACGAACUUAAGCCAGUGUCGUUUACUUGCUGAUAAACUUCACAGUCUAGCGGAAAAACUGAAGUUACUUACAAAUAUGGAAGCAGAACAAUUAAACACUACCACAAAGGUCUUGGACUAUGUUGAAUACUCUAUUACCGGGAUGAUUGACGAGGAAAGACUGACGGAUACUGUGAUGGCACUGUUUCACUCUCAUUUUAAGAGCUACUCCAUCUACUCAAGCAGUCUUUUAAAAGCUGUGGCAGGUUGGCUUGGCCAGCAGUUCAAUGCAGCCAACAGCACCAUUAGCCACCGGGUUGAAGGUUUUAAGACCCAACACAUUGAGCACAUUACGAACUUGCCACCUCCAGAGGAGCUGGCAACUGAACUUUUCCCAGAGGCAAUGCGAAAUCUUCUUGCACACUGGAUGGGUCUGAGUGACGAGGCAGAACACUGGAAACGACACAGCGAAUAUCCAAUUUUAUUGCUUAUCCUAGAAUUUGCCAAUCACAAUCUUAUCACUGGAGUGGCCCAUGUAUUGUAUUCCAGUCUAAUAUGCAAAUAAGUGUAGUUAUUGAGGACCUGA
This is a messenger RNA of Rhinichthys klamathensis goyatoka, 1269 nucleotides long. RefSeq lists its product as uncharacterized. Lineage: Eukaryota; Metazoa; Chordata; Actinopteri; Cypriniformes; Leuciscidae. The transcript has 4 exons. Bases 76 to 1248 code for a protein of 390 amino acids. The record is from RefSeq and is a predicted model, not a curated record.